AUGAGGACGGCGGCGGACAUGGCGGCGGCGCUGUUGCUUGUGGCGGUUCUGCUGCACUGCACGGGCACUGCGAUGGUGCGGGCGUCGCACGCCGUGUAUCCGGAGCUCCAGUCGUUGGAGGCGGAGAAGGUUGAUGAGACGUCGCGCACCGGGUACCACUUCCAGCCUCCUAAGCACUGGAUCAACGGACCAAUGUACUACAAAGGGUUGUACCAUCUGUUCUACCAGUACAACCCCAAGGGCGCGGUGUGGGGCAACAUCGUGUGGGCGCACUCGGUCUCAACCGACCUGAUCGACUGGACGGCGUUGGACCCGGGGAUCUACCCGUCCAAGAAGUUCGACAUCAAGGGCUGCUGGUCAGGCUCCGCCACCGUGCUGCCCAGCGGCGUGCCGGUGGUGAUGUACACGGGCAUCGACCCCGACGAGCACCAGGUGCAGAACGUGGCGUACCCCAAGAACCUCUCCGACCCGUUCCUCCGCGAGUGGGUGAAGCCCGACUACAACCCCAUCAUCGCCCCCGACAACGGCAUCAACGCCAGCGCCUUCCGCGACCCGACCACCGCCUGGUACGGACCCGACCGGCACUGGCGCCUGCUGGUGGGCAGCAAGGUGGACGACAAGGGCCUGGCCGUGCUGUACCGGAGCCGGGACUUCAAGCGCUGGGUGAAGGCGCACCACCCACUCCACUCCGGCCUCACGGGGAUGUGGGAGUGCCCGGACUUCUUCCCCGUGGCGGUGCACGGCGGCAGCCGCGGCCACCACCGGCGCGGCGUGGACACCGCCGAACUGCACGACAGGACCCUGGCCGAGGAGGUCAAGUACGUGCUCAAGGUGAGCCUGGACCUGACAAGGUACGAGUACUACACGGUGGGCACGUACGACCACGCCACGGACCGGUACACUCCCGACGCCGGCUUCCGCGACAACGACUACGGCCUCCGGUACGACUACGGCGACUUCUACGCGUCCAAGUCGUUCUACGAUCCGGUGAAGCGCCGCCGCAUCCUGUGGGGCUGGGCCAACGAAUCGGACACCGUCCCCGAUGACCGCAGAAAGGGCUGGGCCGGCAUUCAGGCGAUACCGAGGAAGCUGUGGCUGUCGCCGCGCGGGAAGCAGCUGAUCCAGUGGCCGGUGGAGGAGGUCAAGGCGCUGCGCGCGAAGCACGUGAACGUCAGUGACAAGGUCGUCAAGGGCGGGCAGUACUUCGAGGUCACCGGCUUCAAGUCCGUGCAGUCGGACGUGGAGGUGUCGUUCGCGAUCGACGACCUGAGCAAGGCGGAGCAGUUCAACCCCAAGUGGCUGACGGACCCGCAAGCGCUGUGCAAGAAGCGAGGCGCCCGGCAGACGGGCGAGGUGGGGCCGUUCGGGCUGUGGGUGCUGGCCGCCGGCGACCUCACCGAGAGGACGGCCGUCUUCUUCAGGGUGUUCAGGACCAACAGCAACGGCAGCAGGCUCGUCGUCCUCAUGUGCAACGACCCUACAAACUCCACGUUCGAGGCGCAGGUCUACAGGCCCACCUUCGCCAGCUUCGUCAACGUCGACAUCGCCAAAACCAAGGCGAUCGCACUGAGGACACUGAUCGACCACUCCGUGGUGGAGAGCUUCGGGGCCGGCGGCAGGACGUGCAUCCUGACGAGGGUGUACCCGAAGAAGGCCCUGGGCGACAACGCGCACCUCUUUGUCUUCAACCACGGCGAGGUGGACGUCAAGGUCACGAAGCUGGACGCCUGGGAGAUGAAGACCCCGAAGAUGAACGCGCCGGCGCAGUAG
Miscanthus lutarioriparius is the source of this 1770-nucleotide messenger RNA. The record is from the annotation of a GenBank genome assembly. NCBI's taxonomy places the organism in Eukaryota, Viridiplantae, Streptophyta, Magnoliopsida, Poales, Poaceae.